AUGGCUAGCCCCGCUCCAAUUUCUGGCUCGACAGCGAGCAGGAAGAAAACCGCCACGGAACGCUGGACACCAACAUAUCUCAUAUCUCAUCCGAUAAAAUUCACGCGUAUGGCGGUGCGCGCGCUGCUCGGGCGGAAGAAGCAGGGUGUUGUGCUGCUCAUAGCCUCCGUUGCCGGGCUGGAUGAGGUAUAUAGAGUAAGCCGCUAUAUGCUGCAUCUAAUCAUGCAAUUAAUCACCGACACCCCUAUCUGGGACAACGACGAAGAAUUAUUGUCAUACUUCUGGUCUGAUAGGGCACAGAUGCUGAGGCCGGAGCUCAGCGCCGCAUCCAUGGUGGAUCUAAUUCAGAAGGGCGAAUAUACCUGUGGUGCUAUAUUUUUGGAGGCUGGGGAGGUUAGCAAAGUAUCUUUAAGGGGUUUGAUAAUGAUCCUGGGAAUAUUGGGAAGAUAG
This is a messenger RNA of Blastomyces dermatitidis ER-3, 450 nucleotides long. RefSeq lists its product as uncharacterized. The coding region runs from base 1 to 450 and encodes 149 amino acids. The record is from RefSeq and is a predicted model, not a curated record. The transcript is spliced from 2 exons. Lineage: Eukaryota; Fungi; Ascomycota; Eurotiomycetes; Onygenales; Ajellomycetaceae.